AUGAAUACUAUGGCCUCCCGCCGACCGCACUCGAACCAGGCGAAGGGCAAGGAGCCCAUGACGCCGAAAGGUCCUCACGAAGAUGGGCACGAACACUCGCCCUCACACUCACAUUCGCAUUCGCAUCCCGCGUCGUUCUUCGGGGGGAUGACUCAUACGCAUGGACCGGGCGAGGAUGGGCAUGGGCACGAGGCGGAGCAGAUCGUAGAGGCCCUUCAGAAAGGCGCAGCGGAUAGAGGCAGCCGGAUCACGCUCAUAGGGCUGUUUGCGAACAUUGGUCUGAUGACGUCGAAGGGUCUAGCAGGAUGGUUCAUGAAUUCCGCAUCACUCCUGGCCGACGCGGGCCAUUCAUUCAGUGAUCUACUGGGCGACUUCGUCACCCUCGCGACCUGGAAGCUCUCGCGCCAGCCGCCCUCAGAACGAUACCCAUACGGCUUCGGCAAGUUCGAAGUACUGGGCUCCGUGACGGUCUCGUUGCUGCUCACCGGAGGCGCACUUGGCAUUGGCUACCAUUCACUCACACUCCUCCUCGAGGCGCUCUCGCACGCAGCGGGCCCGGUCCACGACGUCGUCUCAACCGUCGCGCAGACGUUGCCUGCUGCGGGUGCGCACGGUCAUGGGCACGGGCACGGACACGCGCUAGACCCGAACGCAGCGUGGUUCGCGCUGGCGAGCGUGCUGGGGAAGGAGUGGCUGUACCGGGCGACGAAGCGGGUGGCGGACGACGAGCGGAGCCCGGUGCUGUACGCGAACGCGCUGCAUCACCGGAGCGACGUGUAUGGGAGCGGGGUCGCGCUGGUUGCGAUCCUGGGGACGUGGUGGUUCCCACAUCUGCCGCUGGACCCGAUAGGAGGCAUCCUUGUGUCCAUCCUGAUUGUCAGGCAGAGCUGGGGCGUCCUUGCUGGCGGGUUCCACCAGCUGACAGACGGGGGCGUGUCCGCGCGGACACGGCAGAUCCUCAUCGAGUCGCUCGUGCCCAUCCUGCCCUCCGCGUCCGAGUCGCUCACGCCCUCUGCCACACAAAUCCAGGCGCACACGGAGAACCUACUCGGGAUUCGCGACGUACGCGCGAUGCACGCUGGUGGGAUGAUGUUCGUCGAUCUGAUCGCGGAUGUACCCCGCACGCUCAGCGUGGAGGAGACGAGCGCGCUUGAGGCGCAGAUUGUGCGCUCGCUGAAGGGGGCUAGGAAGGAGAUCACGGAGGUAAGGGUGCGCUUCCACCCCGUGGACAAGGAGGGAAUCGUGUGCCGGCCUGACGAGCGAGGGCACACGCACGAACACGAACACGACCACGAACAUUGA
Molecule: messenger RNA, 1302 nt
Organism: Rhodofomes roseus
Lineage: Eukaryota; Fungi; Basidiomycota; Agaricomycetes; Polyporales; Fomitopsidaceae
Product: cation efflux family-domain-containing protein
Exons: 4
Coding region: 1-1302 (433 amino acids)
Biological process (GO): monoatomic cation transport; transmembrane transport
Cellular component (GO): membrane
Molecular function (GO): monoatomic cation transmembrane transporter activity
Source: RefSeq, a predicted model, not a curated record